Oncorhynchus mykiss (rainbow trout) is the source of this 3708-nucleotide messenger RNA. RefSeq names its product protein sel-1 homolog 3. Gene Ontology annotation, molecular function: protein binding. The record is from RefSeq and is a predicted model, not a curated record. Lineage: Eukaryota; Metazoa; Chordata; Actinopteri; Salmoniformes; Salmonidae.
UCCACCUGCAGAGCAGGUGCUACCACAUAGCUCCACCUGUAUCACGGAAGUGAGGAAUAACGAGGCAACGCAACAGAAAGCCGUAUUUGGAUUAAUAACAUUGGAUUUAUCACAUUAAUACAACUAUAACCACGAUUUGAACAUUAAAUAACAUUCGAUAUAGUCCUAAAAAAAUUGGGAAGACAGAAUUCAAGGAUUGUAUGAAAUGCACACUUGAAAAUGAAAGUUUUUGAAAGUUUUAACCUUUGUGGACAUGCUGUCACCGUUGUAAUUGUUUUGUCGCUGGCACUAUGUGAGUCUUCAUCCCACAUCACGCCUACCUCCUCAUCUCCAGCUGGAGAUAGCUCAGUGCUGCAUGGUGAUUCCAUACAGUUUGACUUGGUCCCAGACAUAGUGAUGAAUGGCUCAGUGGUCCAAGUUAGUUACCAGUGCUCCAGGGCCUGUGAGGUGGGAGUGGAGGUGAUGGUCCCCACACAGACCAAGACAGGAGUGGCUGUCUUCAGGAGGAGAUGGACCAACCACAGACGCCUCCAUGUCCCCAGGACUCAUCCAGUGAAGCUUUGGUUCCCUCCAGGCAUGGCCUACAGAAAGGACCUCUUCAUGAGGCGCACAUUGGACGUCCAUAAUGUGAUGGUUCGAGCCUGGUUGGACCACCUUGAGCAAGGCAAAGGAGACAAAGGCCAUGUGAAUAGGACCAGCACAUACAAUGGGUCCCUGGUGAGGACGUUCAAAGUGCUUCAGGCAGUACUUCCCUCUGAGCGUCCAGCUAGACUUUAUCCUGGGUGCCCCUCCUGGAUGGCUGAUCUUAUGUGGCAGCUGACCAGAGACAGAAUCCGCCAGUGCCCACAUGAGUCAGACACUGUGGAUAUAUUGACAUUUCCAAUGGUUAGCACUGGAAAGAGUUUUGGAGUGAUUCGCAAGAUCCACCCUUUCAUCAACAGAGAUCUUGAGAGAGAUCGUGUCCUCACUGUGGAGCAGCCCAGUAUCACAGUGUCUAUAUGGGUCUUUCUGGUGCAGUGGUGUGACAAGAAACUGUGUGGAAUCAUCCAUCAUGUUGAUCAGAACAGCAAAUACGACACUCCUCUGAUGCAGCUCACUAACACAGGAGAUAUCAUAAUUCAGGUUCGUGUGGUGUCUGGGGGAGAUAAGGCAUUCAGAGCCCACACAGCUCUGCCUCUCUGGACCUGGAUCAGACUAGACUGCUUCAUACAAGGCUCUAAGGUGACACUGCAAGUUAAACCUGAAAUGACAUCGGGAGGAAUGGUGGGGAACACACACAUAUUUGACUUUCAGAGUGACAUCCAUUACAAUGACACUGGUGGAUACUUUGUGAUUGGAGGGGGCAGGUUCAUGCCAGGUUUCCAUGGCUAUUUUGGACCAAUCAAAUACUAUCGUUUGGGCACAGAAAAGGUGAUCAACUUCCUUUCCCCUGUCAAGACAUUAGAGGGCCUGGAAAAGACUCACAGAGAGUGUGAUGUUAUCAGAGAAGUCACUGCAGCCUUUCUUCAGGCUGUGACACACAACCAGGAAGUCUUUAUGACAGGUUUGUGUCACUCUCACUACAUCAGUUUAUGGAGAAGGUUUGGACAGAAUACAUGUAGGCAGACAUGGACCUGGGAAGCACAGAAGAAGCACCGUGUACUUUUCACCUUCUUAGAGACCCAGCUAAAGGACUUCACCACAGGAACUAAGAACAGGAGAACACCCCUUUACCUUGGAAGCAGAUUGUUUGAGCAUGUAGUGAAUAGACUGUCCAAUAGAGGAAGCAACCAGAUGGACUCCACCACCACCACCUCCUCCCUGAUAGCCCUGCUGCAGAUGUCCUCCUGCUAUGGCUACCACCACUCCUCCUUGCUGCUCUCCACCAUCCACCUGGCUGGCCUGGGGGCCCCUGUGGACCAACAGCAGGGUCAUGUCUACAGUCUGAUUGGUGCACUGGGAGACAACCGUUUAGCCCUCAUGCAUUUGGGCUACAAACACACACAAGGAAUUGACGGGUUCCCCAAAGACUUUGACAUGGCGUACAGUUACUACUCCAAUGUUGGGGCACAGACCAGUAUUGACCAAGGCCGGGUACUGGGGAAUCAGCAAUAUAUCACGGAGCACAUUCUUAUAAGCAACGAGGACCACCUGAACAGCCUAACUCAUGAGACAGGUGACACCUUUCAGUAUAUCAAACUUCAAGCUGACAGAGGAGACGUUGAAUCACAGAAACUUCUAGCAAAGCUUCUAUUCUGGGGUCAAAAUGGUGUCUCUAAGGACGUUGGGAGUGCAGUUAAGUGGUAUGCUAAGAGUGCCAUGGAGCUGGAGGAUCCUGCAGCCAUGUAUGAGUACUCUAUCUUAUUAUUUAAGGGACAGGGGGUGAAGAGGAACAUGACUCUGGGUCUCCAGAUAUUGGAGAAAGCUGCAGCCAAGGGUUCAGUCCAAGCCUUGAAUGGGCUAGGGUGGUAUUACAGCACCAUACUGAGAGACUACAAGACUGCCUACAAGUACUUUGAACAGGCUGCCCACAAUGGCAGUCAUGACGGCAUGUUUAACCUGGGUGUGUAUCACUUAAAUGGGAAGAACCCACACAACCCAGAAAAGAACGAGACUGCUGCGUUUCAUCUCUUCCUAAACUCCUCCCUCUAUGGUCACGUGGACGGGGCGGUGGAGGCGGCCUGGUACCUGUCCACAGGAAACCUGGAGGGGGUCUCCCGGGACACAGAGAGGGCUGUGAUCAUGCUGAAACAGAUCUGUGAGCAGAAUGGUUACCUGGGAUACAUCGUAAGAGAGGCUCUCCAAGCCUACCUCCAGGGCUUCUGGGGCGAGGCUCUGGUCAGGUAUGCCCUUGCCGCUGAAACAGGUUUGGGAGUGGCCCAGAAUAAUGUUGCCUACCUAUGUGAGGAGUUGAAGCAGAGCUAUGAUUGUCAAUGGAGGUAUUAUAACCAUUCCACAAUGAACUAUGCCCCACAUGAUUCUGGUUUGCUGAAGAUGGGCGACUACUACUACUCAAGCAGCAGGCUAGGAGCUGUUGAUCAGGCUAUAUCACUGUACAGCAGAGCAGCCCUUGCAGGCAGUUCUCAGGGAAUAUAUAAGUUGGUGGUUUUGGCAGAAGAGGGACAUGAUGUCCCAUUGAUCAUCAGAGACAGAUUAAACAUAUCAAUUCAUGAUGGGCUAGACAUUGUGGUGGAGAGACUCUUACAAAGAUGUGUAGAGUUGGAUGAAGAUAAGGAUCUGACACCAUGUACUUUAGCUCUACUCAGAGUCCGCAUGGGACAAUCCUGGAGAAAAAUGACUCAAGACCCUAUACAGCUGUCACUGGUUUAUAUAUCUGUUGUUACUCUCAUCAUUGCUCUGAUUACUGUGCUAAUCCAAAGUGCUCUGGAGUGUCUCCAAGUGCACAUCCCAGCUAGACAACGUAGGCAGACCACUGACCGUGCAGUAGAUGACAGGACAGGGACAUCCCCUGUCAAUCAAGCAGAAGUCAAUGGGAAUGGACAGCAGGAUCAGAAUGACCCCAUCAGGAGAGAAGACAGAAUGUCCAGAACUGUUAGAAUGGCCCAGGGUCUAUGGUCCAUUUUACUGAGGGAUGGACAGAGAGUGCAGCAGACAGUUGACCUGGCUGUUACUGUGUCUGGGGUGUGUCUCUGUGUCCUCUGCACAUUGAUCCUCCAUCACCUGCUCUGAUAGUUGUCUUACACAGCACAGGAAAUGCCUGAGACAGAA